CAUGCAAAUUGCGACUGGCUCGCACUCGCUGCCAGGCCAAUUUCACGUUUGAUAUCGCCGUGGAUACCUACCCGCUCCCUUCGGUCGUAGCCGUUGCUCUGAAUAAGGGCGGCGAGUGCUCCCCCAGGCCCUCGCUCCGUUCCGUUUCAGCCUCGAAUCCCGAUCAACACCAGCCCAAUCUCACGUCUGACGCACCCCAGACUCCACGAGCCAUGUGCAAGCACGUCCUCAACGCCCAGGUCGCCAUCCGCAGCCCCUGCUGCAAGAAAUGGUUUGACUGCGCCGAGUGCCACCAGGAGACGGCCGACCACCCGCUGCAGAAGACGACCGAGAUGGUCUUUGCCUGCAAGAAGUGCAAGAAGUGCUUCCGCAAGAACGCAGAGGAGUUUGAGGAGAGUGACGAAUAUUGCCCCCACUGCGACAACCACUUUGUCAUCGACGCCGUCACCCCGCAGCCCAGGCUCGAGGUCGAGGGCGAGGACGUCCGGAAAGACGCCAGAAUGCUCAAGGACGAGCGCGUGAAGCAGGAGGAGCUGAGGACUAUCUUCGAUGUAAAGGACGCACCCGACCGUCUGGGUUAAUCGUCGCGGCAUAACUGCAAAGCCCGCAUUCGGCAGCGAGGAUCAUAAGUGACUAGCAUGGCGCGGCGUUUUUGAUCAUAGGGCAGGAGUAAACGGGCAAGCGAUAAUGGGCGGUAUACCAAGUGAGCCAGAACCGGCUCCGCAAAGCUUCACGCUGCAAAAGGUAAAUGUUUUGACACUACCGUCCAUGCCUUCUGCAGUACCUUGAUAAGACGUGCUCGAGAACUUCUCUAUCAUAAACGCCAUUGCCCGCAACCACCCCCUGGACCAUGCCUAUUCUAAGGCUGGCUCUGUCCCUCGCCGGAUGGGCGCGUGAGGAUAGCGGCAGUGCCGGUGCCUGGGGUCCUACCGGUCCGUCUCGUCUGGGCCUCCUCCUGCUUCUCCGUGUUGAUGCUCUCGACGUACCUCUCGAUGUCC
Molecule: messenger RNA, 998 nt
Organism: Aplosporella prunicola CBS 121167
Lineage: Eukaryota; Fungi; Ascomycota; Dothideomycetes; Botryosphaeriales; Aplosporellaceae
Exons: 3
Coding region: 213-581 (122 amino acids)
Biological process (GO): protein import into mitochondrial intermembrane space
Cellular component (GO): mitochondrial intermembrane space
Molecular function (GO): zinc ion binding
Source: RefSeq, a predicted model, not a curated record